Messenger RNA from Engraulis encrasicolus (European anchovy), 2030 nucleotides. RefSeq names its product NFKB activating protein (gene nkap). The transcript has 8 exons. Gene Ontology annotation, biological process: regulation of gene expression. Lineage: Eukaryota; Metazoa; Chordata; Actinopteri; Clupeiformes; Engraulidae. Gene Ontology annotation, cellular component: nucleus. The record is from RefSeq and is a predicted model, not a curated record. Gene Ontology annotation, molecular function: chromatin binding. Bases 313 to 1458 code for a protein of 381 amino acids.
ACGUUGAUGUCGUCAUCGCAUACGUUCACAGUCAGUCAUGGCGGAUGUUUUGCUGAAAGCCAGUGUCUGUACAUGAACUUAAAAUAUUAGUUCUGAUACAUGUAUUUGACAGGAAGAUUCGAUAUAUAUCAAAAUUGGUAAGGAAAAUACAGUCGAUUUCUAUACAACCACGGUUCUAGUGCAAUCUUCUAAGCCGUGUACCUCGUUGCUUGUGGUGGCGCAGGUAUGUGCUAACAAAGUGCAUUUCGUUACCCAUCUGCUUUCCACAUGAUAUUACCACAAGCAUAUUUGAAUUCGUAAAUAUUUGCCAAGAUGCCGGAGAGAGACGGUUAUGACAAAGACACUUACGGUCCGUAUCCCGAAAACAAAUACCCAGACAGCCGACGGCGCCACGGUCGAUCGAGCAGUGGAAGUUCUCGUGACUCAAGUCCUGGGGCGAACUGGAGAUACGAAAACUAUUUUGUGAAAGAGGAGCGCAGCUCUAGUUCUAAACACAGAGCCAGGCCGAGGUUCCGAGGAUCACGGAGCCGCUCCAGAUCUAGGGAGCGUCCUACCUGGUCUGAUCAGAGAGACAGUCGCCACGGGGGUGGCUCGAGAGCGGAAUACUACGACCAGAGGGACGAUGCCCAGCGUCAACGCCAGGAAGCAUUCAUUGCCAGGCGUUUGCAGGAGAGAGAACGAAUAGGUGAACUUGGAGCCAGCGAGGUCUGGGGAUUUUCACCAAGAGUGAGAGAGCCAGACUCAGACGAACACACCCCAGUUGAAGAAGAACCCAAGAACAGUAACUCUGACAGUUCUGACGAGAAGAAAAAGAAGUCAAAGAAGAAGAAAAAGAAGUCAAAGAAGAAGAAGAGCAAGAAACACUCAGAGGACGACAGCGAAUCAGAAAGUGGAUCGGAAGCAGAAGAAGAAGUGAAAAAGAAGAAAAAGAAGAAGAAAAGCAAGAAGAAGUCCAAGGCCAAGAAGAAGAAGGCCAAGAAGAGCCGCAAGGAGUCCAGCAGCGACAGCAGCAGCAGCGACCAAUCAGACGACGAGGACCUGGACAAUGCCGUGUGGGUGGAGAAGAACAGUGAGGUCCUGGUGGGCCCCGAGACGCCGCUCACACACCUGGCCCAGGACGACAGGCCCCUGGAUUUCGGACAUGCUCUCCUACCCGGUGAGGGUGCUGCCAUGGCGGAGUACGUGAAGGCAGGAAAGCGUAUCCCAAGAAGAGGUGAAAUCGGACUGACCAGCGACGAAAUCGCCACAUUUGAAAUGUCUGGCUAUGUCAUGAGCGGUAGCAGACAUCGCCGCAUGGAGGCCGUGCGUCUGAGAAAGGAAAACCAGAUUUACAGCGCAGACGAGAAGAGAGCGCUGGCGUCCUUCAACCAGGAGGAGAGGCGGAAGAGGGAGAGCAAGAUUCUGUCCAGCUUCAGAGAGAUGGUGUACAGAAAGACAAAAGGCAAAGAACAGAAAUGAGGAACGCAUUGCAUUUCACAUCUUUGGUGGUGUAUUGUUUUUGGGGGAGUACAGGUUCUGACGAGAGCAUACUGUACUUUACAAUACUUUUAAGACAUUCAGCAAACUCGUUGUAACUCGUCUCUUUGUUUGUUUUGCAUUGAUUGAACUUAACACUGCCAUGGCUGCGAACUCACAACAUACUCAGCAUUGUACACAGCAUUGUAAACUGAUAUAAAAGCUGUGAGCUGUCAUUGAUUUACUCUUCAUUUUUCUAAUUUGGUUAUGUGUGGCACAUGUGCCCGCUAUCAGAGCUCAGCAUACAUGUGCAGCCCUUUGUGCUGAAUAUGUGCAGUAUCACUGUACAUUGUUAAUAGCUUUUAAACAGGCCAUUUAAAGUUUCACUGCAUAAUUGUCUGUUGUGUCUUUAGUGACAUUUCUUUUGUAGACAUAAUCGUCCGUAUUUGUGAGGCAAAAGAAAUGAAUGCAUUUUCAAAAGGUCAAUGAAAAUAACAUGGCAUUUUUAUUUGUACACAUCAGAUAGAUCUGGAAAGCAUAUUUUGAAUAUAAUAAACAUUUUGGUGAACAUCAAA